AUGUAUAAAACAACAUUUAUGGGAAUUGAGAGGACAGUGUCCGAUCUCAUAUCCGGUGAUAGCACAAAAAGGGUCAACGGUGUUAUAAAAUUUCUUGCAGAGGAUUUUCAUGUUCAUGAGAUCAAUGUAAAUGGUGAAAUACUUAAUGUUUGCAAAUAUGUCCCAUUAGAAAAAAUAUCUAGGGCAAUGGAACAUAUGAAUAGGGUAAAUACCGGUGAAGAUUUUUUGCGCAAAUAUGAUUCAUCAUUUGUUUUUCCUGAAACAAUGCUCACAGAUGGUGAUUUUACACGUUUACGUAUAAUGUUAGAUAUGCUGAAAGGGCUUUUGUUAAAAGCCAAGAUGUCUGAGGAAGGUAAUGAUAGCUCUGCUGUUGAUCAAAUUUACUCGUUACAUAUUUGCAAAGUAAAAGAGGAUAUGAAAUCCAUCAGAACAGGUGUGCAUAAUUGGGUUCGGGAAUAUUUACCGUUUCUGGAAUCUAAAAGUUUAAACAUGAAAUCAAUAAGGAAAGAUGAGAAUAUGAUGAAAUAUCUGGAACCUUACAAUGAUGAAUUCGCAUCUCUGGACGAUAAUUAUAACAUAGUACAUAUAUCUCCUAAACCUGUUUGCUUAAAAAAGAUACGGUCGAAAUGGAAUAUUUAUAAAGAUUCUGAGGGGGCUCAAUCAUAUGAUGAGAGUCUACAACAGAGGCAUGAUAAUCUUGUUAAAAAUGAUAGUGACACACCUAUAGAAACUGUGCAAGAUCUGGUAAAGGAAGUUGAUUGUACUGAUUAUAGUAACUGGUCUUCUAACUACAAGGACAAUGUAAGGUUACGAAAGUAUCUUCAUUUUACGAUGCUAAAAAUGAAUAGGGAUACAUCAGAAGUUGUAAACAUGUUGUGUAAGUGUAGUAAAAGAGCGAGUUUUGAUGUUUUUACUGCAGGAAAUAAGGAUAGACGUGCUAUAACCGUUCAGAGAAUGUGUAUGCGAAGGAGUGAUAUCUCGGAAAUGUUCGAGACUAUGAGUAAAAAGGGAUGGUUUAAAGAUGUUUAUCUGUCAGAUUUUGUAUAUAGUGAUGAAAGAUUACAUUUGGGAGAACUUUCUGGAAAUUUUUUCAAAGUUGUUGUAAGAGGGCUUGAUGUCCCACCCACGGAUACAUCUUCUGCCUCUAGUCAUACGGAUGAUAAGUGUAUAAGUUAUAUCAUAGAUACUCGUGUUAACUAUUUACGUGAGUAUGGCUUUAUCAACUACUUUGGUUUGCAAAGAUUUGGGUCCAUGCUUGUAGGUACCCAUAUUGUUGGAGCGGCAAUUAUCAAGCAUGAUUAUGAAUCAGCAGUUCGACUCAUUUUAGGUGAUGUCGAAUCUGCCAAGAGUUUCCCAUGGUUUGAAAAAUAUCUGUCUACUAGUGAUGCGGGAAUGUCUGAUGUGGAUACCUCAGAGUCUGUAGUCACACCACUCAAAACAUCUGUGGGAUCUUCAGAUCCAGAAAGGAAAUAUAAAAGAGCAGUUGACUACUACUUGAAGGAUAAUGAUGCAAAAUCUGCACUGGAAUUCCUUCCAAAACAUUUGUAUAUUGAAAAGAGUUUGUUGAAGGGUUUGGAUGAAAAGUUGCCAUUUGACAAAUGCCUGGGUAAAAUUCCUAAAAAUAUCCUAAGUAUUUACGUCCAUGCUACUCAAAGUCUGAUAUUCAAUAAAGCUGUUAGCGAGAGGCUUUCAAAGUUUGGUUAUGAACCUGUUGUUGGCGAUCUCGUAAGUACGGGCGUUCCGGAUGAAGACGAAGAGGAGGGAGAUGAAGUUCCUAAAAAUAAUAAAAGACGGCAAAUUAUCGAAAUUACUAAUGAAGAUGAAGUUAAAAGGUAUAGUAUUAAUCAGGUUGUUCUGCCCCUUCCUGGUGACGAUGUACAGUAUCCACCUAACAUGGUUGAAACUUACAAGAAGACGUCACUGGAAGAAUUUGGAAUUCCUCUAGAAAUGUUCUCUACAUGUCGUGAGAAAUCAAAACGUAUUGUAUCCAUUGGUGGUUCUUAUAGGUUUAUAGUUGUAAGGCCUAGGGACGUCAGCUAUAGGCUCAUAGAGCCUCUAAAAAACCCAUUUGAAAUACUAGUACCAUCACCAAUCUCUCAGUCUGGUCUCGGUAAUAUAGAAAGUAUACUUAAGGAUGGAUCCAAAUAUGCUGAAAGAAUGAACAGAAUAUCUAAGGAGUUGGUAAACAAGAGAGCUGUCGUACUCACCUGCUCAUUACCGAAAUCAUCAUAUAUUACCAUGGCAAUCCGUGAAGUAUUCACUGAUAAAACAAUUGAAAAUUUGUAG
Molecule: messenger RNA, 2286 nt
Organism: Theileria equi strain WA
Lineage: Eukaryota; Apicomplexa; Aconoidasida; Piroplasmida; Theileriidae
Exons: 1
Coding region: 1-2286 (761 amino acids)
Biological process (GO): pseudouridine synthesis
Cellular component (GO): nucleus
Molecular function (GO): RNA binding; pseudouridine synthase activity
Source: RefSeq, a predicted model, not a curated record